Vicia villosa (hairy vetch) is the source of this 587-nucleotide messenger RNA. RefSeq lists its product as uncharacterized. The transcript has 2 exons. The coding region runs from base 113 to 451 and encodes 112 amino acids. Lineage: Eukaryota; Viridiplantae; Streptophyta; Magnoliopsida; Fabales; Fabaceae. The record is from RefSeq and is a predicted model, not a curated record. Gene Ontology annotation, molecular function: phenylpyruvate tautomerase activity.
AUACACCCACAUCCUAUAGGAAGAAGAUGCAAAACAAGUUCUACAAAGUCAACUUGGAUUCCAAAUCUUCCAUAGAUCCAUCCACAACAUAUUUGAAAAGAAGAAGAAGAAGAUGCCUUGCAUUUACAUCACCACCAAUCUUAACUUAGAUGGAGUUGAUACUGAUCCCAUCUUUUCUGAAGUCACCACUGCCAUCUCAACAAUCAUCGGAAGACCCGAAAAGUUUGUGAUGGUCCUAUUGAAGUCAUCAGUGCCAAUAUCAUUUGAAGGAAACAAAGAUCCAGCAGCUUAUGCUGAAAUAAUAUCAAUGGGUGGCAUAAAUAAAGAAGUGAAGAGUAAACUCAUUGCUACCAUUGGCACCAUAUUACAGUCAAAACUCUCUAUUCCAAGAACACGUUUUUUCGUUAAAGUUUUUGAUACCACUGCAUUUCCUACCCCAUCUAAAUUGUAAUGCUUUCAUAUUUCUACAACAAUAAUCAUCAUCACAAUUUGUUUUUAUGAUGUGUAUUGUUAUAUACUCCAUGAAAAAUUAAUAUUAUGUUAUCUAUUCUCGUGCUUAAUGUUUUUCUUUAUCAGAUAAAUAUUGA